AAAAUGGCGACGGUAUUGUGGUGUAAGUUCUGGAUGUAAAUACACGAUCUUGAAUUCUGAUUUGUUUUGAUCGCCGUCAGAUUUAAAAUUGCUGCGAAACUGAGAGUUUUAAAAUGGGCGCAAUAUUGGCGAGAUUCAGAAAAAAGCCCUCCACAAUGGAGGUGCUGGAGUCGCUUGACAAAGACAUACAGGCCUUGUUCAAGUUCAAACGACGUAAUCAACAACUUGAAAAGCAUUAUAUCGGCAUGCUGCUUUUAUACUCCAUCAUCUUAUACACUAUCGGAACCGUGGUCGUCUACUUUUACUAUUUCCCAAAUAACUGGAAAGGAAGACUCCUCUGUGCACUGCCACUUCUUGUGUUUCCUUUCAUCUAUUCAUUUGUUUGCUGUUUAUUUCCUCUAGUAGAAGCAUGUGCGAUGCUGCGAGAGGAAAUUGAUCUUGCCUUAGAAGAAUUACUUGAAAAAAAGAAAAAAAUGCUUGAGGAUGUUAUGGAGCAUGAGACUUAUAAAACUGCCAAAGAAAUCUUAGAAAAAUAUGACCCUACUUUUAAGAAGCCAGAGUCACCACCAGUGAGACCACAGGGAAGAUCUCCUCCUGGAUCAGCUGUGCGUCAACGUACUCCCGCAGCACGGGGUAUGGUCGGUGCUCCUCCUGGACAAGGUACUCCUGGACAGCAAAUGAGGCUACAAAGACCAAUUACCACACCCCGUCCUAUUUUGCCAAGAGACCGUGGUGCGGUGGACAAAGUUGUCGAGUACUUAGUUGGUGAUGGGCCAAACUAUAGAUAUGCAUUGAUCUGUAAAAUUUGUCAGUCACAUAAUGGUAUGGCCCUUGCUGAAGAGUUUGAAUACCUUGCUUUUAAGUGUGCAUAUUGUAAUGGAAUGAAUCCUGCCAGAAAAACUAAACCCAAUGCACCACCACUAGCUGUGGCUUUACAUGGAGGCACACCCCCACCCACUCCAAAAAGACAACAUCAAGGUAGCCAAUCACAGAGUACGUUACUUCUGACUCACCAAGAAAAUAAAGAGGUUCCCGUUGGCUUAAUUACUGGGUGUUAA
Saccoglossus kowalevskii is the source of this 1058-nucleotide messenger RNA. Its product is annotated as endoplasmic reticulum junction formation protein lunapark-B-like. Lineage: Eukaryota; Metazoa; Hemichordata; Enteropneusta; Harrimaniidae. Gene Ontology annotation, biological process: endoplasmic reticulum tubular network organization. Gene Ontology annotation, cellular component: endoplasmic reticulum tubular network. The record is from RefSeq and is a predicted model, not a curated record.